AUGCAACUAUUUACACGGAAUUUUCUCUACUGUAUGGUAGGCGGAGUAUCAAAUUAUUGUAUCAAGGGUUUGAGUUGCAUCUAUAGAAGAAUAGAUGACAAAAGUUGGUUCUCUGGAUGUGGCAAAUGUAAAGAAGGUGAACUGUGUUAUCAAUGUGACACUAAUAAUUGCAAUACCCACCGAGCAUAUGAAAAAGCUCUUUUUUGCUUUAAUAGUGAAGAAAAGGAAGUUGGUCCAAGAUACUGUGAAAAAGAAACCUGCUUUAUUUCUGCUGAUUUUGUAAAAAGUAUUCUUUUAUAG
This is a messenger RNA of Meloidogyne enterolobii, 300 nucleotides long. The record is from the annotation of a GenBank genome assembly. NCBI's taxonomy places the organism in Eukaryota, Metazoa, Nematoda, Chromadorea, Rhabditida, Meloidogynidae.